Messenger RNA from Condylura cristata (star-nosed mole), 3681 nucleotides. It is a transcript of the gene DCDC5, whose product is annotated as doublecortin domain containing 5. Gene Ontology annotation, biological process: intracellular signal transduction; regulation of mitotic cytokinesis. Gene Ontology annotation, molecular function: microtubule binding. The record is from RefSeq and is a predicted model, not a curated record. The transcript has 20 exons. NCBI's taxonomy places the organism in Eukaryota, Metazoa, Chordata, Mammalia, Eulipotyphla, Talpidae. Bases 1 to 2817 code for a protein of 938 amino acids.
AUGUGGCCAGUUCUGCCUUGUGGCCAACUGAACGAGGAUUUUGAUUGGCCAAUAGAAGGACUGCUCGUUCCAAACAGCCCUCCCAUGAAGAAACCUGUGUGUAAAACAGUGGGGCAACAUGUCCCCAUGAGGCUCCGAGUUUUGCGGAAUGGAGACAAGAACAAGAACAGAGCCCUUAUUAUAAUAGGUCCAGACAUCUCACCUAGGAGGAAAAUGAAAAGUGGUGACAUUGGAAAGAAAGAAAAUAUGAAAAAUUACAUUACUAAAUAUUCAGAAACAGAAACAAACCAGAUUGAAUUUCACCAACUUUUGGAGAGGUGCACUGAAGUUCUAAAUUUACCUUCUGCAGCUCGGAGGUUGUUUAAUGAAAAAGGGAAGGAAAUCUUUGCCCUAAAAGACCUGCAAAGAGAUGAACUAGUGUAUGUUUCAUGUGGCGAAUCUUGGAUCAAUCCUCAUCUGUCUAUUGCUCAGCAAAAGAAGCAAAUCUUCCUGAGGAGCCUUGCUUCAGACAUUUCUAAAAUUCAGACUUUCUGCAGUAUACACACUAUAGAGACUCUUGUUUUAGAAAUCCAAAGUGACAUUGUGUCUGGAGCCAAGCUUGCUGUGCAUAAACCUGUAGCAAUUUUUGGAGAAGAAAAACAAAUGAUAGAAACAGAGGAAGAACAAAGGCAAAAAGAUGCUCUAGCUACAGAUAAUUCUUCCAGUGAAAUCUUAGAUUCACAUGCAAGAGCCCAUUUUCGAAUGAAGGCUUGUCACACACUUCUCAGGUAUGCCUGGCAGAAAGCUUCUCAUGACUUUGAUGAGGAUGACAGCCCUCCAGAGCAAACAGAAGAAGAGUUCUUUGAACUUGUGGAAGCACCAAAGGAAUACAGCCAUUCACCAAAGCAGAGUAAAUUACAGAAGCUUUGCUGCCAGCAGUUUGAAUACAGAGAUGGACAAAUUAUAAGCCACGUUGUUCCUCAACUAGUCUUGGGGGUAGAAGGUCCCAAUCUGCGUCCAGGCAUGGAAGUGAUUUUGGUGGAGAAGAAAGCUGGUAAUAGUCAUCAACACUGGAUACACAAGAAAGGUAGCAGGACAUUUCAUCUGGUGAGUAACCCAGACCUGGUGCUGGCAGUGUCUCUGACCAAGGGUAGAGAUGAAGAUGGUGGUUAUCCAGUUAUUGUUCAGAAAUAUAAACCACAUAACAAUGGGACUUCCAAUCAGAAGUGGCGUUACAUAGAAAAUAUGAAAACUUUUAUGGCCUUUCAUAGCACUACACUAGAUAAGGAAAUCACAGCAGCUAAUUAUGCCGGUAUUUGUACAUCUUCUGUGAUUAAAGAAGAAAACAUUGAUCAACCAGGAUACUAUUAUCUCUCACCUGGAAAGAAAAAACUGAUGUUCUGCUUGGCAUGUGGACGAUCCAUGAGGGCAGAGAAGGGACUGAAACAGUUGCUGCCAGGUGUGCCUUUCCUGUGUGCUUCAGGCUCCAAGACCCUGAGACCCUCCUCACGAGGGCCUUUCAAGGUCAUCAGUGUGGCUGAGGCUGACUUAUCUUCUCAUGAGGCUGAAAAAACCCGAAGUUACUACGAAGAGCGUCUAUCAUCUUUACGGAUGAAGACCUGCACCCCAGUUGUCUCUCAUGGUGUGGCAGCCAUGCACCAGAAGGCCGUGAAAAUAAUUGCAUACAAAAAUGGAGAUGGGUAUCGAAACGGGAAGUUAAUUGUGGCUGGAACAUUCCCCAUGCUUCUUGCAGAAUGUACAGAACAACUUGGUCUAGCUAGAGCAGCCUCCAAAGUAUAUACUAAAGAUGGAACCUCAAUCCUUUCCUUGCGUGAAUUGGUUUUAUGGGCUCUAGAUGAAUCUUUUGGCCAGAAAGUCUCCGAGGGUCAAAAGAACAAUGCAACACUUCCUGGAACAAAAGAGACAACUGUUGAAAGCAUGGAAGAAAACACAAGAAUGAAAGUGAAAAGCACCUUACCUCCCAAGUCUGUGACCUCUGAUAGUUUGGAGGGGAUAGAUAAGUCACUGCUCACCCUCGGCCUCAGAUAUCCUGUCCCCAUCUGGGUAUCUUGUGGUGAACCAUUUCUAUCUCCAAAUACUUUGCAGAAAGCAGAAAAGUUAGAAAAACAGAACUGGUUGAAAAAGGACAAAAUUUUGGCUGAUCUAGAUACCAUGAAACACAAAAUGAGACAGUUAAAAGGGCGCCGAGUAGCAGCAUGUCAGUCGGCCACCAUGGUUCCCAGCAAAAGCCCUGUGCAGCCAGUGGUGGUGGAAGGAGGCUGGACGGAGCAGACUCAAGAGGAAAUUAAGCUCAUGGAGCUUAUAAGACAUACAGAGGCCCACCUUUCUGAAAUCCAAGAACUGCAAUCCAAGAGAAACUCUCCAGUUGCAACUAAGGGUACUGCCCACAAAAAGAGCAGCCUCUAUAAACAGCCAAAUGCAAAACGAGUGUGGAUUUAUCUAAACGGAGGCAGACCUGCAGAUGGAACUUAUGCCUGGGGCAAGACGAUUGCAGAGCUGCUGGAUGACUGCUCUUCUCGUCUCAAAAUGACCCAACCUGCCAGAACACUGUACACCCCACACGGAGAGUUGAUUCAAUCGUGGGAUGAUAUAGAGCGAGACAUGGUCAUCUGUGUGUCCCCAGGAGACAGCUUUGUGACCCAAAAAGAGUUAAAGCGACUGAUGGAGGUCAGAGCAAACUAUGCCAGAAUCCGUAGGCUGCAAGGCCCUCAAGCAACAGACAUCAUGGUGUCACCAUCCACAAAGCUGCUAUCUUUGGAAAGAAAGCUUUCUUCACCUAAACAGAAGACUGUGGCAGAAGGCCAAUUAUUUAGAUAGCUGAAGACUUUGAAUUUAGGAAAAUCCACUUCUAUAAAAGGAAUCUAUGUAGUUUAUAAAUAUUAAAAUUUAGUCCUUACAUUUAUUCCUCAGAAUAAGUGGAUUUUUUCAUGAGCAGAUUUGGGGAAAUGACCAACAUUAGGUACACAUUAUCUAUAAACUCAUAAUAAGACAAUCAUGAUCAAGGGCAUGUUCACCAUAGAGACUUUGCAUUUGCAUUUUAGUGAAAUCCUGAACAUUCUCUAGGCUUUUAAGACUGUGAAGUGGUCAUGUGGGCAAAGCAUCACAUACAGGGGACAUCUUUUGUCUCCCCAACUACAGAAUAAGAACCUAGGGAGACAGAGACACUUGUGUUUAUUUACCUCGCUCAGAACUCUGCCCACAAGGGCUCAUAAUGCUCAGAGCAAUGUGAUGAGAAGAUGAAGUUUAGCUGUCUCCUACUCUUGUGCUGGGCCACAGCUGAAAUUGCAGCGGUACAGUGGGACCAGAGGGUAUGCAUUAUAGAAUUCCGUUUCAGUCAGCUGCUCACAAGCUGCGAUCCUCAGAGUCAAAUCAAGUUAUAGUUGGGUAGUCUUUUCUGUUUUCCAGAAGCAAGAAACACUUCUCAAAAUUGUGCAAAUGAAAUAAAUGCCAUGAUGGAAAUGAGGCAUCUUAUAGUCUUACACUGUUUCUUUGAUGAUUAUACAUUUUGGCUUCAGAUGUUGACUUGAAGGAAACAUUCAAAAAUUAUGUGAAAUUACUUACAAAUGAAUUGACAACAUUCAAAACCUCAGUAGACUAUUACGCAGUUCUCAAACUAUUGUGGUUCACGCACUCCUUUGAGUAUCUUGAAAUCUUUUGAAAAGCCAUAACUAACAGAAUAUA